UACCAGCGAGCGCAAUGCAGUGUGGGACAGCGCGUGAAGAUGGCUGCUCCCUUGCUCAGAAUGCUAAAGUGUCAAUAACGUAGUUUUCCCAAGCCUCAACCUUUACUUAUUACAUUCUUAACCCUAAUAUUCGUAGCAACAACAUAUUCAACAACAUAUUCAACUGAGAGCGACCGAAAACAGAAACCAUGUUUGCUGUCGGAGGGAUGCUUCGAGCUGGAGCUUCCUUCUGUCGGACGGCGCGGGCUCUGCUUGACACAGCUUGGAACUUCUCCAGUGGUACGUCCCGACACAUCAGGAUGCACGCCAUCCCCAAGCCCAAGGUCGUGGACAGGUGGAAUGAGAAAAGGAGCAUGUUUGGAGUAUAUGACAACAUAGGAAUCUUAGGAGAUUUCAAAGCGCACCCCAAAGACCUGAUCCUGGCGCCCUGUUGGCUGAAGGGCUUCAAGGGCAACGAGCUGCAGCGACUCAUCAGGAAGAAGAGGAUGGUGGGAGACAGAAUGAUGACUCUCGAAAGACACAACUUGGAAAAGAGGAUCCGCUUCCUCUACAAACGCUUCAAUCGCACUGGCAAACAUCGGUAACAUCACAAAGGCGUCCGGGCGGGUUGUGUAUUUAGUUUUUUUCAAAGUCCUAUGCAUAUAAAUAAACACGUGUUGACAAGUA
Molecule: messenger RNA, 666 nt
Organism: Syngnathus acus (greater pipefish)
Lineage: Eukaryota; Metazoa; Chordata; Actinopteri; Syngnathiformes; Syngnathidae
Gene: mrpl51
Product: mitochondrial ribosomal protein L51
Exons: 4
Coding region: 189-584 (131 amino acids)
Biological process (GO): translation
Cellular component (GO): mitochondrial large ribosomal subunit
Molecular function (GO): structural constituent of ribosome
Source: RefSeq, a predicted model, not a curated record